AGAAAAAGAAAUGCGUUGGAAUCACUGUCAGCUGUCAAAUUUUUGUUGAUUGCCGGUAGUAAAUUUUUUUAAGUUGGUUGUUUAGUAAAAUGGCAGAAACUUUAACACGAUUUCCUGCAAAUCCUGUUGGAAAGGUAUUUAAAUCAUGCCCAAAUGGAGCGCUUAUAUACUCUGGCUUUCGCAGCAUAAAUUAUGUUGCCAUCUUUGAGAACCAGAACCCAACUGUGGAAUGUUUUUAUACGCGACAACCUAUUAAUGAAAUAAGCGUAGAUCCGAAGUGGCCAGUUGAUGACGGUGUAAAUUCAAGGAGAUAUUUUUCAGUUCUUUUCGAGGAUAAUAUCGUUCAAGUAUGGGACUUCGAAAAAGGAUGCCCUUUAUAUGGACACAAAGCCCAUGUCCAACAAAGUCACGUGGAGGGAAAGGGCGAUAAAUUUAAAAUUGUUUUAAUGGAUUUCAUGAGCAACUCUAAUCUCAUGACUCUUGAUUCCCAGGAUGUUAUUGUGUUAUGUUGUAGUUCACAGAAUUAUAUUAAACGGCGUAACUUUUUGAAUUUACGGUCAGACAAAUUAUUGUCAUUAAGUUGCUCACAAUUUAAUGCAAACAUUUUUGCUGUGGGAACAAUACGCGGAGUCGUAUAUGUUUGUGAUGUACAAAAAUCGGCCGUAAUUCAUGCUUUGCGAGGUCAUCGAGAAACAGCAAUUUCAUCAAUUGUUUGGCAUUGCUUUAGUCAAAAUACAUCUAAAGAACAAGAAACUGAUGAUGAUAAAGUUUUAGAUAUAUCUGUUAAUAAAGAUUUAAAUAACGAGUGCAAACAACUAGCUAAUACAAAAUCGGAUGAUAUCUUCAGUCAUUGCUUAAGUCAAAAUGCAUCUAAAAAACAAGAACCUAAUGAUGGUGAAGUUUUAGAUACACACAUAAAUAAAGAUAUAAAUAACGACUGCGUGCAACUAGCUAUUACAAAAUCGGACGAUUGCUUCAGUCAGGAAGAAGAACUAAAUAAAGAUGAACAAUGCCAAAGUUCUGAGAAAAAUAUAGCACAUAAUAAAAGUCUUUCAAGCGACGAAAGCUUAGCAACUAUUUGUAGUUCAUCAGAUGACGAAAUAGCAGUUGAGGGUGACCCAAAUUUGUUAAAAACUAAAGUUUUAUAUAAAGCUCAGGUGCAUGCAUCGUUAGGUGGUUCCGACAAAAGUAAUCAAUCAAUUGAUAAAGUUGGAAUAACACCUGAAGACACAGUUGAAGUUGAGGAACCUAAAGACAAUAUAUCAAAAUCCAAAGAGUUCGCAGAUGAAUCCGACUAUGAUUUGAUUAAAAAACAUAUUAUGUUAACUUCUGUUAGUGCAUAUAAUGGCACAUAUUGCGUUUGGAAUUUUGAAAAUGGCAAAUUGUGCGAUUCAAUUAAAACUCCUGGCCAAAUUCUUAACCCAAAAAGACAGCUUAGUGUUAAUUGGAAGAAUGAGCAUACAAUCAUAGGUAUCAGUAAAGAAGGCGAAAUUAUGUCUUGGACAUGUGAUCCUCCAACAUAUGAUGAUCAAAACUCGAAUAUCUCUUUGAAAUUUACAAAAGAUAAGCAGUUGAAUUUGAACUUUGCUGCAGACGCAAUUUGUUACGAUAAUAACAAAGAAAUAAUCUGGUGUAGAGGUGGUUCGCGUCAAAUUAUUUGUUUUGAUUUGGUCACAAAAAAAGUAUUGGCUAGUUUUAAUACUGUUUGCAACGGAAUAUAUGAUAUCAAAGAAUGCCCUGAUGAUAUGAAUAAAAUAUUAUUGGGAUUUUGUGACCACUCAUUUGGAUUAUUAGAUAUAGUAAAACUAAGUCCGACCAAUAUUAAUAUACAGUCAUUAUGUCGUGCGGAUUUAGUUGUGAAUUGCAUAACUUGGUCUCCAGAUUGUUUAAGUUUUGCUUAUGGAACAAAUGAAGGAACCGUUGGUGUUGUGAACGUUGAUAAUAAAAAGCAUAUAUUCCAAACGAAUUCAGUAGGCAACAAACCGAUUUAUACACUUGACUGGGAAACAGAAAACUGUCUUUAUAUAAAUUAUAAGGACAAGAUUGCAAUGAUGGAUUUAAAAAGCAAAACAAAAGGUACGUAAGAAAUAUAUUUCGUUAAGAA
Messenger RNA from Teleopsis dalmanni, 2104 nucleotides. Its product is annotated as protein rigor mortis-like. NCBI's taxonomy places the organism in Eukaryota, Metazoa, Arthropoda, Insecta, Diptera, Diopsidae. The record is from RefSeq and is a predicted model, not a curated record. Gene Ontology annotation, molecular function: protein binding. The coding region runs from base 90 to 2084 and encodes 664 amino acids. The transcript is spliced from 7 exons.